This is a messenger RNA of Eimeria acervulina, 1224 nucleotides long. RefSeq lists its product as hypothetical. Lineage: Eukaryota; Apicomplexa; Conoidasida; Eucoccidiorida; Eimeriidae. Gene Ontology annotation, cellular component: nucleus. Bases 1 to 1224 code for a protein of 407 amino acids. The record is from RefSeq and is a predicted model, not a curated record. Gene Ontology annotation, molecular function: double-stranded DNA binding. The transcript has 11 exons. Gene Ontology annotation, biological process: DNA replication; DNA damage response.
AUGUGUCAAAAGCAAUGCCGAGACGAGAAUGGCUUUAAGUGCCACCGAAUGUCGGAAGGGCACCAGCGUGCAAUGCAACUUUUCAUCCAGCGCCCUGGGAAAUUCAUGGACGAGUUCUCUCGGGAGUUCGAGGAGGAGUUUAUGAAACUCAUGCGCACAAGGUACUGCCGCACUCGGGUGUUGGCGAAUUCGGUCUACAACAACGUGGUUUGCGACCGACACCAUAUUCACAUGAACUCCACCAUCUGGGUUACAUUGUCUGAAUUUGUGCAGUACUUGGGAGCGACGCAAAAGUGCAAAAUAGAGCAUACACCGAAGGGCUGGUACGUGGAGUACAUAGACCAUGAAGAGCUGGCAAAAAAGGAGGAGGAAGCGAAGAGGAGAAAAAUUGAAAAAUCGCAGGAAGACGCUCGCAUGGAACAGAUUCAGGCAAUGGUUGAGGAAUCCAGGCGACGGGGAGGGUUUCAGGAACCAGAAUACACGCCACUGCAAAGAGAAGAAGGACACACAGUUGCCCUCACCUUCAACAAAACGCAGCCAGAGUCGAAAGAACGGAAAGUCAACGCCUUGCAGCAGCUGCACGAACAGCUGAAGCAAGAGCGGCUGUCCAAGAGCGGCAGUCAGGCUGAAAAGCGCAAGCUUUCGGCCAUGGAAGCACUAGUGUUGGAAGCGGAACAGCGCAAGCAGAAGGCAGCAGCGUUUGAAAAGAGUCCAUUUUCUGAUUAUAAGGGCACUUCACCUGCAGAUAAGGGGGAUUGGAGAGAGCGAAAAGAAACUGAAGAGUCUCACACAAGCCCCCAGCCGCGACCUCCACAGCACAAAUAUGCAGGUGCAGACUGGUGGCUGCAGCCGGGUCUAAUUGUCAAGGUAAUGCACAAGACUUUGGGGGACGGCAAAUACUACAAGCAGAAAGGGGUGGUCAAGACUGUGGAUGGCAGGUAUUCUGCAGUCCUGGAGAUGCUGGAAGGUGGUGCCAUUUUAAAGCUUGAUCAGGAGUACCUCGAAACUGUUAUACCUCCUAUAGGAGGCCGUCUUGCUGUUGUUCUUGGCGAAUGGCGCGGCCAUGAAGGAAGGCUAGAGGGGCUGGAUAUGGACUCAUAUUCGGUCCAGGUGACUUUGGACACAGGGCCGCUGUUCAAGCAAGAAAGGCACAGAGGCUGCCGAGGGGUUCUGGUGAAGGGUCUACCUUACGAGCACGUCUGCAAGCUGAAUAAGCAGAAAUGA